Talaromyces marneffei is the source of this 489-nucleotide messenger RNA. RefSeq lists its product as uncharacterized. The coding region runs from base 1 to 489 and encodes 162 amino acids. Gene Ontology annotation, biological process: tRNA wobble adenosine to inosine editing. The record is from RefSeq and is a predicted model, not a curated record. NCBI's taxonomy places the organism in Eukaryota, Fungi, Ascomycota, Eurotiomycetes, Eurotiales, Trichocomaceae. The transcript has a single exon. Gene Ontology annotation, molecular function: tRNA-specific adenosine-34 deaminase activity.
AUGUUGUCUGCAAAUGACAUUAAUUACCUACGCCGCUGUGUGGUGCUUGCUCGUGAAGCGCUUGAAGCCGGCGACGCGCCGUUCGGGUCAGUGCUGGUGAAUGCUGCUGGCGAGAUCAUCAAAGAAGACCGCAAUCGAGUGGUCACCCAAGCUGAUGUCACCUGGCAUCCUGAAUUUACGCUAGCUGGUUGGGCACAGAAGAACCUGACCCAAACGGAGCGCGCUGCUGCCACAGUCUAUACUUCCGGCGAGCAUUGCCCCAUGUGUGCAACUGCUCAUGCUUAUGCGGGCUUGGGACGAAUAGUAUACGCUAGCUCUUCGGCCCAGCUUGUGCAAUGGCGAGUCGAACUGGGCAUAAACCCUGGACCUGUCGUUCCAUUGUCAAUAAAUCAGGUAGCUCCGGGUCUUGUUGUUGACGGACCGGCCCCGGGUUUGGAUGAGGAGGUUCGCGAGCUGCAUCGUCUUAAACAGGCACGGAGUAGUUCAUAA